AUGGAGGACUUGCAUACAAGAAUUCUUGAUGACUAUCGUGAGAAUGCUUAUGACGUUAUCCAAUUUAAAUUAGUUGAUAACAAAGAAGCUAUAAAUUCUGUACAAGGCUUUAAUUCCCAGUUCACUCACCAGAUAUUUGGUGAGAGUGAGCAGAUAUUCGGAUACCGAAACCUCAAGAUUGAUAUUUAUUACACACCAGUUUUUUUAUCUACAUAUAUCGAUAUUUCUUAUUCGUCGAAAGUUAAUCCUGAACUUUCUAAAGGCGUUAUGCCUGAUGAUAUUAUGCACCUGUUAUCUAGUGUGUACACUUAUGAUGUCAGUAAAAAUCUUACUGAUUUCACCAAGAAAAUUGACGAAGAGUCCCACUUCACACCAUAUGGAACCCAUAGACACAGUUAUGAAAUUGCUUAA
Trichobilharzia szidati is the source of this 411-nucleotide messenger RNA. NCBI's taxonomy places the organism in Eukaryota, Metazoa, Platyhelminthes, Trematoda, Strigeidida, Schistosomatidae. The record is from the annotation of a GenBank genome assembly.